Molecule: messenger RNA, 2184 nt
Organism: Eurytemora carolleeae
Lineage: Eukaryota; Metazoa; Arthropoda; Copepoda; Calanoida; Temoridae
Exons: 14
Coding region: 31-1800 (589 amino acids)
Source: RefSeq, a predicted model, not a curated record
UAAGAUUUCGCUGUUUUUCAGAUUACAGCAAUGGAAACCAAGAAAGCUGAUUCUGACGGGUUGAAGUUUUCAGGGGAAAAUUCUAAAGAUGAAGAAUUUUCAAUUGAUGUUAGAGAAGGAGGUAAUAAUGGAGAUAUGUCGACUGAAAAUGGAGAAAAUUCUUCGGGAAGGAGUGAAAAAUCUAUCGGCAAAAGUGAAGAAGAAUGCUUGAGUGUAAGUGGAGAGAAAGUGUCGAGCAAAAAUGGCGAAAUACCCUUGAGCAAAAGUGGAGAGAAAUGCUUGAGCAAAAGUGGAGAGAAAUCGUUGAACAGGAGUGGAGUUAAUCCUGGAAAUAAUUCUCAAAUUAAACCUGAGAAGAAGAGUGCAGAAUCAUCUGAAAAUAAAUCUGGUGGACCUCCAGGAACUAAAAAGGUAUUGAUUACAAGCCGUUUAUUUAAACCCACAGCUGCCUCAGUUGCCAAAAGAGCCGGAGCAGAAACUAAAAGAAGAGGAGGAGGGCCAGUUAAAGGAUUGGUUCCUGUCUCUACUAGAGGGGGAAAACCUGCCAAUGUAUUGACCGGAGUUCGAUCAAUGGGAGGGGGUGGAGUACGGACUGGUAGAGUUCAGGUGGGACUGGGAGCUAUGGGGGGUCCAGCAACUAGGGCGGGACAAGGAGGUGGAGCUAGGAUUGGUAGAGGUCCCACCAAUGGAACUCAUGGAAACGAGGAAGGAAGGGAAAGAACACCUGAAACAAUAAUCAAAAAUCCCUACAGAGGGUCAUCUACACCAACUGAGGGUGAAUAUGCUUCAGUUACUGUUUUAGAUUCUUGGGAUGCCAGCAGGAUAUGUACUUUUCCCGGUACACAGACUGCUGAUCUUUUGAAUGAAACUGCUCCUGUUCCAGUCAGUUCUCUUCCUUUCCUCUCCAAUCCCGGAGCUUCAGCUAACCCUGGAGACCUGGAGUCAACCCUACUCCCUGAACCAACCCGUCCUGGUUUAAACACAACCCGGAAAACUACCAUCAGAGGAAGACCUAGACCUCAAACAACUUAUAAACCGAGAAAUCCAGCGCAAACUGCUUUCAAAGUAGCAAAUACAGCUUUUAAGCCUGGAGUAGUGUUUGAGGAAACCCUAGACCCAGAAGACAUGAGUGAAGAAGAAUACGACCUAAUUUACUCAAGAUACAUCCAGUCCCAGUAUAUUCUACUUGCUUCCAAAAAGGCACUUGAGAGAACAGAAAAGGAAUGUGAAAGGAAGCUCUUUGAAGGUUGGAGGUUACUGGAAGAGAAGAGAUAUCAGACAAUCACUAAUAUGCAGGAGCUGGUCAAUAUACAGCUCAUAUCAGAUAUACAGGACAUCUUGAACACAUUAGGUCCUAUAGUUCUUGGAACUAAAGGACAUGAAAGAGAAGGAGAAGAAGAUGGGGGAGAGGAUGGUGGAGGUCUGAAAUCCCAGCUAUUGAAUACUGGAAACAUGAUGGUUGAGUUGUUGGAUGGAUUACAAAACCUUGAUCAUAAUAUUCAAGUUAAAGGAGUUUCUAUAGACCCCAGAGAAAGGCAGAAGACGAUAGAUGCUAUAAAAUCAUUAUUGAAGACCUUCAAUGCGAGAAUACCUGAGAGUGCAGACAAAUCUCAAACCCUCAAUAAAAUGGAGAUGAUUUCCCGGUUUUGUGAGUCUGGCGAACGAAUGAGUAAAGCAAGCGAUCUUUGCUCCACCUUGAUUCAAGCAUGUCAACGGUUAGCUAUGAAGGAGGCGAGCUUGAAGCUUAGUUUUAAAAACCUUCAACCUCCGAUCUCCGACCCAGCUCCUCCACAAGGUUAACCUCAACAGCUACCCCUGGAAACCCUGGCCAUGCCUAUAUCUUGGGGUUUGGAACCUUCAAAAUCUAUCUUAAAAGUUUAUUUCCAAUCACUUCUCUUGUCGGUCUCUCCUUGGUCAGUGGUCAGAGGUCACCAUUGUAAGAAAUGAAGGACAGGCCGGUACAGUAAAAUUUAAGUUCUAAUUAAGAAAAUUUUGUAGAACAAGCUUCUAAAUUCAAAAAAUUAACUUAUUCAUUAAUUAAUUCAAAACUCAGAUUUGAAGACUUAUUUACCUCCUAAAUCUAUUAAAUGAAUUUUAAAAGAAUUUAUGUAUCAAGUACUCAUAAUUAAUAUCUAUGAAAAACCAACAUGUAAAUUCUUUUUAAUAAAUAUAUUUUGUGAUAUA